UAGCCUGAGAUAACUCCACCAUCCCUUUUCCCCACCGGCAUGGCGGGCAGAAGCUCCCUCCCUAGAUCUCCCAUUCCCCUCCCGGCCGCGCGGCCGAUCCGGCGAUGGCGUCCAAGGCGAAGCUCAGCGAGCUAAUGUGGGAGCACCGGGUCCAGGCCGCGGUCCUGGUGGCGUUCGUGGCCGUGACCGCCGUCUCGAUCUCCGCGCUCGGGCCGAGGCUCGGCGCCGUGCUGUCCUUCUUCUGGCCGCUGCUCGUCUCCACGGGGUUCUUCCUCGUGACCGUCGCCGUGCUGCUGCGGUUCUCGCCCCCGCCCGCGGGCGCCGACGAGUCCGGCAAGGAGCUCAUCGAAGCCAAGUCGCGAAGCCACUGCCUGCCGUCCCUUCGAUUCGCUCCCGACGCUCUGGAUCGUGCAACUGCUUAAGUUGCGGUCGCUAUGGCAACUGCACUGGAUCCAUGGAUCGAUCGAGGUCCCUCGGGGACCAUCUGCAAACCAUCGGGAUGAGAAAUCCCAUCUCUACCCCCACAUCCUUCCGAAUUCCCUUCCCUACCCCUCCGGCGUGUGAAUUCCCUUUCUACCCUCAUGAUGACAAACACUGUGUUCGGCUGGUCUUCUCCCCUCCAGCGCUA
Molecule: messenger RNA, 628 nt
Organism: Panicum virgatum (switchgrass)
Lineage: Eukaryota; Viridiplantae; Streptophyta; Magnoliopsida; Poales; Poaceae
Exons: 1
Coding region: 105-422 (105 amino acids)
Source: RefSeq, a predicted model, not a curated record